Messenger RNA from Elephantulus edwardii (Cape elephant shrew), 1778 nucleotides. RefSeq names its product RAB6A, member RAS oncogene family (gene RAB6A). The transcript has 8 exons. Bases 453 to 1079 code for a protein of 208 amino acids. The record is from RefSeq and is a predicted model, not a curated record. NCBI's taxonomy places the organism in Eukaryota, Metazoa, Chordata, Mammalia, Macroscelidea, Macroscelididae. Gene Ontology annotation, molecular function: GTP binding; GTPase activity.
ACUCAGCAGGUUGGGCUGCGGUGGCGGCGGCAGCUGGGAAGCUGAGGCGCUGCGUUUGAGAGGAGGUCCCCGACGCGCCUGCGGCUCCUGCUCUGCCACCUUCCGCCUCUCUCACCAGAGUUUCCGUGCCGGGUGUUUGCAGAAGGCAAGGGCGCUCGCCUUGGGAAUCCCGAGCACCCCCGUGGCUGCUUCCGACACCGCCCUCUUUCCUCUGCCAGCCGCGGGCCUCGCUAGGUGGCCAGGCAACUCUGCGGGGAGGGGGCGGCGACGGCUGCCGUGUCUGUGGAGACUUCCUACUCUCCAGCCUUGCUCCUCCGCCGGGCCCUGCAGGGGCCGAGAGAGCUCGGCUCCUGUCCUUCCUCUCGCCUUUUUUUUUUCCCUCCUGCCCGUUGGAGCAGCGUCGGUCCGGGCGGUCUCUGGACUGAGGAGGCGGCAGCUCCUCCGGCUCCAUCAUGUCCGCGAGCGGAGACUUCGGGAAUCCGCUGAGGAAAUUCAAGCUGGUGUUCCUGGGGGAGCAGAGCGUUGGGAAAACAUCCUUGAUCACCAGAUUCAUGUAUGACAGUUUUGACAACACCUAUCAGGCAACAAUUGGCAUUGACUUUUUAUCAAAAACAAUGUACUUGGAAGACCGAACAGUACGAUUGCAAUUAUGGGACACAGCAGGUCAAGAGCGGUUCAGGAGCUUGAUUCCUAGCUACAUUCGUGACUCCACUGUGGCAGUUGUUGUUUAUGAUAUCACAAAUGUUAACUCAUUCCAGCAGACUACAAAAUGGAUUGAUGAUGUCAGAACAGAAAGAGGAAGUGAUGUUAUCAUCAUGCUAGUAGGAAAUAAAACAGAUCUUGCUGACAAGAGGCAAGUGUCAAUUGAGGAAGGAGAAAGGAAAGCCAAAGAGCUGAAUGUUAUGUUCAUUGAAACUAGUGCAAAAGCAGGAUACAAUGUAAAGCAGCUCUUCCGACGUGUUGCAGCAGCAUUACCUGGAAUGGAAAGUACACAGGACAGAAGCAGAGAAGACAUGAUUGACAUAAAACUGGAAAAGCCUCAGGAGCAACCAGUCAGUGAAGGAGGCUGCUCCUGUUAAUCUCCCAUGGCGUCCUCAGCCCUUCUCCAGAAGCUCACUGCUUUGACCCCUUACUCUUCAUUGACUGCAGUGUGAAUAUUGGCUUGAACCUUUUCCCCUCAGUAAUAACGUAUUGCAAUUCAUCAUUGCUGCCUGUCUCGUGGAGAUGAUCUAUUAGCUUCACAAGCACAAAAAAGUCAGUGUCUUCAUUAUUUGUAUUUUACAAAAAGCCAAAAGAUUUCAGCAUAUUCCAGUGAUAACUUUAAAAAUUAGAUACAUUUUCUUAACAUUUUUUUCCCUUUUUAAAUGUUAUGAUAAUGUACUUAAAAAUUAAUGGGAAUCUCAAACUAUGAUGUGGCUUGGUUAAGGAGCAAUAUGUUAAUAGCAGUACUUGCCUUCCUGCUUGAUCUCACCCCACUUCGCUCACCUCUCCCAUUUCCAAGUCCUUGUUCCACCCUUACUUCCUCAAAACAAACAAGAGGUGACAGCGGCAGUAAGACCAAGCCCAUUGGAAUUAUCCUUCAACUUUAGGAAAAUAACUUUCUGUAGGCCUUUUGAGCCAAAAUGUCCAAAAUAAUUCUUGAGCACUGAUAGAUACUACUUAGACCCCCUCCGAGGGCAAGACUCAGCUAUCAUGAUAGGCAGUGCUUGAAUAAGAAAAUGGUUCUGAUGCAUAUUCAAAAUGAGUUGUAAUAAAUAUACUGAAUACUUACAAGUAGA